Messenger RNA from Phytophthora megakarya, 846 nucleotides. Lineage: Eukaryota; Oomycota; Peronosporomycetes; Peronosporales; Peronosporaceae. The record is from the annotation of a GenBank genome assembly.
AUGAUCCGGCAUGACCGGAAACUCGGCUUCAUAUCCGAUUUCUUCCGGGCGUUUCAUAAGAUCCUGGGACAGCGGCAGCGUGCUACGAUGGCAUAUCGACCACAGGCUAACGGGACUGCUAAGAGAAUUGUGCAGACCGCGACUAGGGCCCUCAAGAUGUACGUCCGCGACCUCGGUCAGAAGGAUUGGGACGAACACGCUGAGCGCCUUACCUUCGCGAUCAAUACGUCUCACGAUCGGAGAUACCCCUCUCUAUUUGGUGCAUGCGUGGGAUCCGAGAUCGACACUGGAGGCUACACUGCCAGUCGGAUGUACAAGACGGCGCGAUCGAGACGCGCGGCGAUGGGACAAGUCAAUGCCAGAUUGAAGGAGGCCAUCACAGAUCGAGCUGACCGACACAACGAGGACGCCGUUCCGAGUCGCCAAAAAGAUCAACAAAUUCAGCGUCAAGCUCGAGAUCGCAGGCACCGGGUACCAGCCUUCCCAGUAGUACACGUGUCGAAGUUGAAAUUGGUCAAGGAUUUCCCAGAUCGGCCGCGAGUGGAACUUUCGGUGGACGAGGCGGAUCGUCUUGAUUUCGACGAGACCCUGCUUCCGGAGGACAGUUGGGUUCCGGAUCUCGGGGCCGAUGAGUACGAGGUCGAGCGGAUUUCUGAUGUACGGUGUGGGAAGAAGACGCGCUUUGGUCGGAUCUAUCGAGAAUUCCUGAUUCAUUGGGCAGAAUACGAUGAGCCCACCUGGGUCGACGAAGCCGAUCUCAACUGCGGGACAAUAUUGAACGCCUUCCUACGAGAGCGGGCCAAUCGGAACCGAUUCACUGUGAUGCAAUCACAUGAGGAGAUGUAA